AUUUGUAUAAAAAUAAUAUUGACUAUCCCUUAUCGCAUGAUGAGACUCAUGAAAACCACGUGCAUUAUGUAGAGCGCAUAAGGAAGUUAUCAUGACAUAAGCACUGAUCAGCUUAGCCUUAGAAUUUACCAGAUAGUAUACAAUUAACGUUUAAAUACAUUCAAAUCAGAUAAAUAUCUGAUAAUCCAAAUAGUGAUUACAGACGAGGCUUGCAGGGAAAUACCGCAACCAACGACCGUGAUGGUUGAUCCUGUUACAUGGAAUUGUAAACAAGUUGGUCACUGGUUGAAAGAAAAUGGUUUUGAAAAAUACAAGAAGUUACUCUGUGACGAGCACAAGAUCAAUGGCGAAGCAUUACUAGUACUCACAGAAAAUGACUUGAAACAGCCACCAUUACAGUUGACGGUGUUAGGAGAUAUUAAACGGUUAAUGCUUAUCAUUAGAAAAGUACAAUCACAGAGUAAUGUUAAUCUAAGCCCUCAACCAAAUGGCUCUAGAACAUUCCAGAAAACAUCAACACCUCUCUCAAGGUCAUACCAACAGUCAUCAUCUCCACAAAGUUAUGAACGUUUGGAUAGCAAUGAGUCGAUGGAAGAAAAUGAUAAUGCUGAUUUAAAUGAAAUUUCACAACAGUUGAGACAGGGACAUUUUUCCAAAAAUUUGGACCCAGAGCUAUGGAAGACUGCAUUAAGUUUCAUAUAUGUAUUUACAGUUUUCUUACUGACUUCCUUUGUCAUGGUUAUAGUCCAUGACAGGGUACCAGAUACAGAUAAAUACCCUCCAUUACCAGAUAUAUUCUUAGAUAAUGUACCAUAUAUCCCAUGGGCAUUUAAAGCAUGUGAAAUUAUUGCAAUAGGACUAGGAACAACAUGGAUUGUUUUAUUAAUAUUUCAUAAUCACAGAUUUAUAUUGAUGAGAAGAAUGUUUUCCAUGAUAGGAACCAUUUUUUUACUACGUUGUAUUUGUAUGUUAAUUACAUCAUUGUCUGUACCUGGUGCUCAUCUGAAAUGUGAAGGCAAGCUGUAUGGAGAUAUAUGGACCAAACUUCGUAGAACCUUUGAGAUCUGGACAGGACUAGGUAUGACACUGUCUGGUGUUAGGACUUGUGGAGAUUACAUGUUCAGUGGACAUACAGUUUUUGUAACUAUGCUUAAUUUUCUCAUAACUGAAUACACUCCAAGAAAGAUGUACUAUCUCCAUACUUCAGCAUGGGUAGCCAAUAUGUUUGCAUUAUUCUUCAUUCUAGCAGCCCAUGAGCAUUACUCCAUAGAUGUGUUCGUUGCUUUCUACAUCACGUCCCGUAUGUUUCUAUAUUACCACACUCUUGCCAAUAAUCGUUCACUUAUGUUACGUGAUAAGAAGAGAACACGAAUCUGGUUUCCUUUAUUCUCAUUCUUCGAGUCUAAAUGUGAUGGUAUUGUACCUAAUGAAUUUGAAUGGCCGCUGCCUAGCUGGACACGAGUUAAACACUUUUUUAUUGGAUUGAAAUCUGACAUUGCAGCUAGUUCUAAGAACAAAAAGAAGCUGUGAAAAAGAAGGAAUUAAGUUUAAUGUAAGUGAAAUGUUUGUCAAUUUCAUUUAUAUAUUUAGCUUGUUCUAUGUACAGUUAUAUUGACCAAAAAUAUUUGUAAUUUUGACAUGAACAUAUUAUGUUUCUCCACUAAUCUAUAGAGCUAGUGUAUUGUAUAUUCUUAUCUGAUUUCAUUUAUUUGGUAGUUAAUUUUGAAUGAUAAAAAAAAAAGCUGAACUUGAAUUUUUCUGGGUACUUCUCAGUAGUCAGAAUUUAACUAAACAGUACUGUACUUUCUGUAACAAUUUGGUCAUUUUUGUUUCUCAGUAAAUUUUGAUAUAUAUGGGUGAUAUUUCAUGACUCUAACUACAAACUUCAUGCCAAUGUGAGUAGUUUAGACUUUAUGUUUAGAUCAAUUGCUGGAUUAUCCUUUGCCUAUGCCUGUUGAUCAAAGGGUAUAUUAUUUACAUAGUUCUUUCAAUAUGACAUCUGUUUUAUAGUCAGUUUUAAGACUUACAAUGUAAGUCACCCCAUGGGUCUGAAGACUGAACUCUUUCUAAAGCGUAUCUUUAAUUAGAGAAAAUUAUAAUGGAAUACUGUUGGUUCAUUUAUUUUCGUUAGUAUCAAUUUUCGUGGAUUGAGGAACAGUUGUGUUUUCGUGGUUUUGCAGAAGUUUUCUUACAAAACCUAAAGAAUAUUUAUACUUCGUGGUAUCCCACAUCUUGAAAAUGAGUCCACAGUAGUCUUAGUGUAGACUGUUUAGAACGAAAUAGCUUAAUAGAUGACUGUUUCUAGUGAUGAAUAAGAUAAAUGUCUGUAGAAUUAUACAUUAUUCAUGAAUGAGUAAAUAAUUGACAAACGCUUUGUAAAUUUACUCAUCUAAGGGAGCAACCAUUUAACUUCAAGGAGGGGUUAUGGUUUUUUGUCUGCGUCAGAAGAGCGAUCAAUUUUAUUUAGUUUUUCAACGCUAUCAAUCAAAUUAUUUUUUUCAAUAUUUAACACUAUAAGGUAUGGGGAAAAUCUGGAUUCAGAAUAUUUUUUUUGUCAUCUGCUUGACCAGAAUAUUUUUUUUCAUCAAAUUGGGGAUCAGAAUAUUUUUUUAGAAAAAAAACAAGUUAAAUGGUUGUUCCCUAAACACUGACACUUGCGAGAUCUGUGAUGAUUUUUUUUAUGUGAUAUUAAUUAUGUCUUAAGAGGUAAUAUCUUGCCUAUUUCCCUAGAGUAUAAAAAUACUGAAAAAAUAUAAUUUAGCUGAAAGAGAUUUACAAUUAAAUUUACCAAGAUAUGUAGAAAAAUUUCAGAUGCAUAUAUAUAUAUAUAUUGGAAAUGAUGUUUGUAGUACUAGUACAAUGAAUAUGACUGAGUACAUUGUAUAACAGAUUAGCCCUUGUCCAUUUGUUCCUUUAUUGUGUCCCUUCUGAUAAUGUUUCCAUUGCCUUUUCUCAUAAAACCAUGAUUAUAAACCGUUGACAUUUUACUGUUAUAAUCCUUUUGUAUAGUAAGCCAUGACUCACAUUUUAUGCCUGAUUGAGUUAUAUUUGGUAAAUUAAAAACCAAUGAUGUUAUAUUACUGAUAUUUCAGUGUUACCUUUCCAUUACAAAAUACAACUGGUGAGUUUCAUUUGAUUUAUUUUUAAUGAAGUUGUGGCCUAUUGAAAUAGAAAAUAGAUUGAAGAUCUCAGUUUUUCAUACUUUUUCUGUAAUGCCUGAAUCAACUAAUUAGAUUUCCUACCAUAGGAAUACCUGAAUCACUUGAUUAGAUUUUUUUAUAAAGAUCAAGCAUAAGUUUCAUUCUAGUUGAACGAUUUUUGCUGAAGUUGUGACUCUAGGUCAUAAAAAUUUAUUUUAACAAUAUAUGUCUCAGGGAUUUGGUAUUGCCAAGAGUUACUUGCAAUAUCUGCAUCUUCAAAUAAAUAUUCUAGUGAACAAUAAUCAAGUUGAUGUGAUCACAAACUAAAGGAUAUAUGUACAUUAAACCUAAACUUCGACCUGAGAUGUGGUCCAUGAAGUAAGAACACACAAUACAUUACAAUUAAGGUUAAUUAUGCCCCAUAUAAGGAAGUUGAGGAGGGUAUAAAGUUUUUGUUCAGAUUGUCAUCAAUUUCUUGUCCCCUUGCUAGCACCUUCAUUUAUUUUUAGGAUCCUUCCAAAUUUGAAUGGUUUCAACUGUUUGUAACCUUGGAUGAGUUCGAAAGUCAGAAAUAUCUAUAAUUCAGGACCAUUUUUACAGGAGGAAGGCAUGUAAAAGUAUCCCAUAUAAAUUCUUGAUUCCAGGAUAGUUCAUUCAUUUUAUACCAGAUCCUCUUCAAAUUGGAAUGAAGGUUUUUACUCAUCAAAACCUAAGGUGAGCUCCAUUACAAAAUAAAUCUAAAUUGAGGGACCAUUACUUCCCAAGGGUAAUUUGUAAAAAUAUUCAAUGAUAUGUUUUCUUGCUGUAAUAACACCUGUAUUUUUAGAUCAAUUGGUCCACAGGCCAGUGUUCACUAUCGCUAUCACUUGGUAUCUUUGGCGUCAUCUGUUAACUUUUACAAAAUUCUUCUACACUGAAACAACAGGCCAAAUAAAACCAAACUUGACCACAUUCAUCCUCAGGGUAUACAGUUUUAAAAUGUGUCCUGUGAUCCAGCCUGUCAACCAACAUGGCUGCCAAGGCUAAAAAUAGAAAAUAGGGUAGAAUGCAAGUAUUGUCUUUUAUCUUGUAAACAAGUUUUGGUGUUUUUCCAUACAUUUAUUUUUGGUAUUUGAGUGUUCUCACCAAAGGUUCUUUCAAUAUUUUAUACCGGUUAUGAUUUAUGAUAUUGUAAUUGGUGUUGUUCUUGACUUUAUAUUAUGAUAAUUAUUUUUUCCCCUACAUUGACUGUUGUUAAGGGUGUGACAAAGUGAACAAAACACUUGGCUAUAUUCGUAUGCAAUGUAUAUAAAUAUAAUUUUCACCUAUGCAUUUCUAGAUGCUUAACUUUUUAUAUCUAUAUUACUAUAUUUUUUUACUCUAUUGUUUUGCUACAUGUAAUUGAUGACAAUUAUGAUGUGCUAAUAUGUUAUUUUUGUUCAUUAUUAUUUAUUAAUUUCUAAGUAUGUGAUUAUGCAAAGCAAUAUUUGAAAAGCAAACAAGAUAGAUUGUUUAAUAGACUGUCUAUAUCUGUUAGGAUUUUACAAAAAUAAGGAAUAAUAAUGUUCUUACUAUUUUCUGUUGCCAUAGAAAACUUGUAUGAUUUAUGUAAAAAUGUGACUAAUUAAUGGUUUUUUGUCAUAAGUUGAUUGUUACAUGACAUCAGGUUAUAAACUUCCAGUGAAUCUGUGUGUAGUGUGUAUAUUUAAUGUUUAUAGUAGGAGUCUGACACACAACUUAUCGUCCUGAAUAUGCAUGAAAUAUUUGCCACUGGACGUAAAGCAACCAACAAUCAAUCACAACAUGCAAUCCUGGGGAACAAGGGAGAUAAUUAUGCAAAUGACCGGGAAGAGAAUAUGAAUGUAUACUCUGAAAUGUACACUGCAGAUGUUAAUGUAAAUAAUAUCUUCUAUUUUAUUAUUAGUGGUUAUAUAGUUUUACUCUAGGAAUUAAAUUACUAGGUUUUGUUUUUGAACUCUUUUCCUUUAAAACAGUUUUACAAUAAUGUGCCAUAGAAUUUUGUUAAAAGGCAGGUGUAGAAAUUUGAGUGUUUUUUCAAAGUACUUAAUAUAUUAUUUUAUCAUGAUAUGUUUGUAUUAAAGACAGCCAAUCAAAGUUAAUAAAGAUAUUGCUUGA
Messenger RNA from Mytilus californianus (California mussel), 5255 nucleotides. Its product is annotated as sphingomyelin synthase-related protein 1-like. The record is from RefSeq and is a predicted model, not a curated record. Gene Ontology annotation, cellular component: endoplasmic reticulum membrane; Golgi membrane. NCBI's taxonomy places the organism in Eukaryota, Metazoa, Mollusca, Bivalvia, Mytilida, Mytilidae. The transcript has 5 exons. Gene Ontology annotation, biological process: ceramide biosynthetic process. Gene Ontology annotation, molecular function: sphingomyelin synthase activity; ceramide cholinephosphotransferase activity; protein binding. Bases 241 to 1530 code for a protein of 429 amino acids.